AUGGACAACAUCUUCAAGAUACUCGACGAAGACAGCGACGCAGAGCCUGUAUCAAUCCAAGAAAAGGUAAAAGAAGCCAAAACCAUCACCAGAAGCGGCAUUGAUAAAUCUGAAAUCCCAAUCAAAUCCAAAGCAAUCGUAGGCAAGAAGUCAAGGAUGCUCAGAAAAGGAAAAGACAGAGAUAAUAUGAUCGAAAACAAGUACUUAAAAAAGCAAAAGAAAAAUUCUCUGCGACAAAAAGCCAAGCAUUCCUAUUAA
This is a messenger RNA of Blepharisma stoltei, 258 nucleotides long. Lineage: Eukaryota; Ciliophora; Heterotrichea; Heterotrichida; Blepharismidae. The record is from the annotation of a GenBank genome assembly.